GCGUGAUGGAGGCUCUCGAGUGCGCUGAAGAGCAAGCGCAGGUCGUGCCCAGGCGCCUCGGGAACAGGGUGCAGUUCGACAAGGCCUCAGCCGUCCUGAGUUGUGUGGAUGUAGCUGGUGCGCAUGGCUAUGUCAAGCAGGAGCUCCGCGACGACUUUGGCGAGAUUGCGAAGGCCGAGCCCUCCGUGGAGGAGCAGCAGCAGCUGGGACUUCAAGCCUCGUGGCCGAAGGGCGAUAACCUCGCCGAGCAGGCGGCGGCGGCGAGGCUGGGGCUUGCUUCGUACAGCCAUGGCUUCUACAGCAAGAUCGCGAGCAUGAUGGCGCAUGCGUCAGUCGUACCGCCCGCCGCGCCCCAGACGCCCGAGGAGGACAUGGCCAUGCCAGUGAGCGCCGAGGGCACGGGCGAUGAGGCCGACGGCGACGGCGAUCAGGACCGCGACCCUGGAGCCGAACAGCCAGGAGAAGAAGAGCCAAAGCAAGAGCCAGCAGACGACGGCGACAACGCAUUGGCGCUCCAGAAGACCAAAGGUAUCAACGACCUCUCCGUCGCGGAUCAGGGGGCCAUCGACGAGUAUGUGGAGAAGUUGGCCGAUGAGACUUGGCACGAUAAGUUCGCGCUUGGCACCAUGCACGCCUUGCACAGGCGUCUCGCCAGACACAGUCCGAAUGUUGUGGGCAAAGCUAAUUUCGACGUUCAAUUGGCUUUUCACCAGUUGGACAGUAGUGAGAAAGGCCUGAUUGCCUUCUACAAGGCGGUCAAGAAUUGGCUGGAAAGUCAUGAGGAUGUCUUGUUGUGCGAGACGCUGGAGCCAUGUGCGAGAUUACUCCCUUACCUGAUGAAGCAACAGGUCUGCAUUUCAGAGGAGAUCCGCAUCGCCUUGAUGUACGCCGUCUUCCAUGGGCUUACGAAUGACUUGCAGUCGAUCCCUCGCGCCAUCGAGACCUUCGACGAAACCAUCUUCGAACUCCAUUUGAAGAUCAGGGGCGCUGUUCCCCGCGUUGUGGAGGAGGCCACUGUCUCGGUCAAAACGGAGAAGAAGGGCCCUGUCGAAGCAGAGAGCGAUCGCGCUACGCCACCGUUCAAAAGAGCCAAGACCAGGAGGACUAGGCGAGCAACAGACGACAUCCAUGUGCGAGCACCUGUCGGCCAGACGCCAGUCUUCUACUUUUCGUACAUGCUCUCGGAGGCCGCGAAGCAGUGGGUGUCCUCCGUGCCCGAGAAGGCCGUCGCCAACGCCGUGCAAGCUUACGACCUCAUGGUGGAGUGCGAGUUGAUCGGCAAGCAGUGGGCCUUGAAGGAGAAGCCGGUCGCGACUGGUAUGGAGGACGAUGCGUUCUCAGAGGCGUAUCCUUUGGGCAAGGCUUUCAUGGAGGCCAGCCGCGUGCGCGUUCAGCAGUCCAUCGAGGACGAUACAGCGACAGGCCAAUUCGAUCGCGCAUCGAAGGCCUUCCAGGAGGAUUUCGCGGAGUCCUUCGAAGAUCUUGCCGCAUGGGUUGCCCAGGUGCGAACAGAAUCACACCAGGUUGGCUACGCCAAUAUCAAUGCACUUCUCAACCGCAUGGGCCUCUUCUUCACCAGUGCGCACGGCUCGACCACGGCGUGGUUCGCGGCGGCGUGCCAUACGAACCUGAAGUUCACUGCCGAGAACCUCGACAGCUGCAUGGUAUUGCUGGAGGUCGGGAAGUGCAUGCUCGUUGACAUCUUCUCGGGGCUCAUCAUCGACAUGCCCCUUGGUUUCGGUGACGCACUCGUUUCUUUUUCCAUGGCCACUGUCGGCGGUGACGCGGCGACGGCCCAGGCAUUGGAGAUCAACAAGCUGAAGGCCGACAUCGAGGAGUUCACAAGCACAGCGAAGCUGUUCGAGGAUAGCGUUGACGUCUUCAGGGCGCCCCUCAGCGACUUGCACGCCAGGUGGAUGUGCUGCGCGAACAUGCUCCACAAGCGCGUGAUCGGCACGGUGUUUGAGCACAUUUUCGAGGACUUCUUCAACCCUGGUAGUUUCGAGAACGGGCUCAUUCGUAUGACUAGUGUUCUGAAGAACAUGGCGGAGUUCCCAAAGUUUUGCGCGAAGCUGGUGGAGAUGAGAAAGAUAGCUGCCCCGACAAGGGAGACGCACGAGAAGUUCACGAAUGACAUCGUCCAGUUAGCAGGCAUGGUGAAUUUCAUGAAAGAGGAUGAUUUCGUGUUCGACGCCCCGAGCGCCGUGACUCGCGAGGAGAUCGUCGAGGGCACCACUCGUACCUUCAAGGCGUUCGUCGAGGGUCCAGGCCCCGCGGUUUGA
Messenger RNA from Prorocentrum cordatum, 2282 nucleotides. The record is from the annotation of a GenBank genome assembly. Lineage: Eukaryota; Dinophyceae; Prorocentrales; Prorocentraceae.